Pediculus humanus corporis (human body louse) is the source of this 948-nucleotide messenger RNA. RefSeq names its product methionine aminopeptidase 1B, putative. Lineage: Eukaryota; Metazoa; Arthropoda; Insecta; Psocodea; Pediculidae. Gene Ontology annotation, molecular function: metalloaminopeptidase activity. The transcript has 5 exons. Gene Ontology annotation, biological process: proteolysis. Bases 1 to 948 code for a protein of 315 amino acids. The record is from RefSeq and is a predicted model, not a curated record.
AUGGAAAAUUAUAAUUUUAAAUUUCCUAAACUUUUUUAUAGUUCUAAAAAUAAUGCCCUAGAAAAAAAAAAUUUUGGGGUGUACAAUAUUGUCACACCAGGAUUUGUGACAAAAGAACUUAGUGUACCAAAAAAUAUAUUACUUCCAAACUAUAUUAAAAAUUAUGAAACGUUUCUCGAUGAAAUCCCAAAAGAACCUGAGAUAAAAAAUUCUGAACAAAUUAGAAAAAUGAAAAAAAGUUGUUCAUUAGCAAAAUAUAUUUUAGAUACAACUUCAAAAAUGUUGAAAGUUGGACUUACUACUGAUGAAAUAGAUAAAAUAGUUCACAAAUUAUGCAUUGACAAUAAUGUUUACCCCUCACCAUUAAAUUAUAGGGGAUUUCCAAAAUCAGUUUGCACUUCAGUUAAUAAUGUAGUAUGUCAUGGCAUACCUGACGAUAGACCGCUUUGCGAUGGAGAUAUAAUAAAUAUUGAUGUGACUGUUUAUGUUGAUGGUCAUCAUGGUGACUGUUCAGAAACCUAUGCAGUGGGAAAUGUAGAUGAAAAAGGUAUUCAUUUGAUGGAAGCUACAAAGCAGUGCCUUAAUGAUGCUAUAUCAAUUUGUUGCGAUGGUGAAUAUUUUUGUUCAAUCGGUCAAGUCAUUAGUGAAACAGCUAGAAAAUAUGGUUACAAUGUUGUACCUAGUUUUACAGGUCAUGGAAUAGGUCAUUACUUUCAUGGUCCUCCUGAUAUUUAUCAUUGCUAUAAUGAAUAUCCUGGGAAAAUGAAAACAGGUAUGACUUUUACAAUAGAACCAGUUCUUACACAAGGCGAUAUUGAAAUUAUAAUUUUGGAAGAUGGAUGGACUGCUGUAACUGCAGACAAUGCCAGAGCUGCUCAAUUUGAACAUACAGUUUGGAUAAAUGGAAGCAAAGCAGAAAUUUUAACCAAUUCAGAAAUGCUAGUCUAA